This is a messenger RNA of Meloidogyne enterolobii, 1551 nucleotides long. Lineage: Eukaryota; Metazoa; Nematoda; Chromadorea; Rhabditida; Meloidogynidae. The record is from the annotation of a GenBank genome assembly.
AUGUCACAACAAUCUGAAGAUGAUCCUUCUUCCACAUCUCCUUUAUUAUUCAGCACACCUCCAAAUGAAAUUUAUUUUGGUGAAACAACGAUAGAGGAAGGAGGUGAAGGAAUUGAAAAAAUUAUUUCAACUGAAGAAAAAAUAAUUUCUGAGACUAAAAUAAAUUUCGUGGAUGAGCCGAUGAAGAGGGUAAACGCUGAAGAAGGAAGUCAUAAAGGAGAAGGAGGUUUGGAGAGACAGCCUGAUGCCUUUGGAACGAGUUUGAAUCAACAAAACUCUUUGGAAGACAAAUUUAAAUCGUUUAGUAUGGAAGAAAACGAAGAAGAAAAUGUUGGGGAAUUAAACGAGGAUAUGGAUUUUAAAGAAGAAAAAAGGGAAAACCACAAAAUUUCACAAGAAAAGAAUGACUCAUCGGCUGCUAAAAUUAAUAUUAAUAAUAAUGAAAUACUUGUUAGCAGUCAAAUGAUGGAUGAUAAACCAUGUGCUUCUUCAGUCAUUUUCUUCUCCCCAAAUAAUAAUACAAAAAUGGAAGAAAUUUUGAUGGAACAAGGAGAGGAUUCUGAAAAACAAGGAGAGGACUCUGAAGCUAAAUUGGACCUCCCUGAGGAUCUCUCAACUAAAAAUAAUAGGGAGGAAGAGCAUGAAGACCCUGAACCUCUCCAAUCAUUUUCAAAUAAAAAUAGUAAUUUACUCGGGACAACACCAACGACUUCAAGUAUUUCGUGUAUAAAAAUGUCUGCUUCAAUUGCUGAUUUACUCCCUUCAAGAUUCCCUAUAGAAGAAAACGAACAAAAUAAAAAUAAUAAAAAAGAAAGUAAAUUGGAAGGUUUGGCUGCGAAAACAGCAAAAAUGGUUUAUUCAGCAACAUUUAAUAAUACAUUUCCAAGUUGUGAAGGUGAAGGAAGUAUGGGAAAAGAGGAUAUGAAGAUAAAGAAGCUCAAUCAAAAGCCUUUGGAAGGUGAUAUAACUAAUAAAAACAACAGCAACAUUCCAACAACCAAAGUAAACACUACUAAUCGACGUACCAGCCUCUCCAAAAUAUUUACCAAUUUUCGUCUUCAACUAGAAAAAACAAAAACAGCAUUUUUAACAACUUCCUCAUCUACAGAUGAAUUGAAAAAGCCUUUAAAUAAACGAAAAAAUUUAAAUAAUAUUCCAAUAACCCGCUCAUUUACAACUUCCCUAGCUUCUCCUUCAACUUCUUCAAGUUCGUUAGAUAAUUAUUUGCGAAGGAGGAGGGAAAACAAAAACAAAGGAGGUGGAGGAGGAAGCUUUUUAAAGAAAAAAUGUGUUGAGGAAAAGAUGGACAAACAACAACAACAACAAUACUACACAACAACAGAAGACUUUACUGCUUCCAAUUCAGAACAAUUAACAAUUUUGUCUGGUCAACGUGUUGAAAUUUUAAAUAAUUGUGAUGUUGGAGAAGACAACAACAACAAUAAUGAAUUCGUUAAAGUAGCUGUUUUGGACAAAUCUGAUCAAAGAGAAAAUGAAGGAAUGGUUCCUAAACGGAUAUUGACGCCUUUAGAUAGUCCUGGUGGGUUUUGA